Messenger RNA from Vitrella brassicaformis, 2510 nucleotides. Lineage: Eukaryota; Vitrellaceae. The record is from the annotation of a GenBank genome assembly.
AUCCCUCUCUGGUCCAUAAUGACAGCACUCAGCUGCUGCACGACAACACUCAGCAGCUUGAAGUGCCCCCCACCAUCCCGGCUGCUGCCAACAGCACACGGCAACACUCAGUGGCUUAACACGCCCCCCAUCCACCCCACAGCCCUCCCUCCCCCCUCCCUCUCAGUUGAUGCUGAGUGUCACCCACUGCCCCCAUUCGUCUAUGCGGCCCAGCUGCUGCCACCCACCGAACUGGCAAUCGGUAUUGCCCAAAUGCUCGUUGAAGCCCUUGUUGAUGGCCCCCUCCUCAAUGCCGUGUCGGGCCGCCUCGUCCAGCCGGGCCCUGUGGAUCACCUCACGCACACCCAGACGGCCAUGGGUGUGCACCACCUGGUGUGGGCGGCUCUCGGCCCUGAUGGCGAAGCACUGCAGCGGCACCCGCACCGUCACGCCGCCCACAUCGGCCGUGCCGCCCACCACCUCCCUGUUGCUGCUGGCCGCAAACACCGCUGACUUGACGAAGUGCUCAGCAGCAGCUUGCACACGGCGGGCAAGGUCGCUGUUGCGAAUGGUCAGGGUGGCAGUGAUGGUCUCGUUGGCGGCGUGUUGGUCGAAGCACAUGGCUGCGAUGCGCCAGCCGAUGGCCUCUGCCUCGUGUGGGCCGUAUCCAGCGGCGGCGGGGAGGGGGGCGGCGGGUGGAUUGGCCAGAGAUGUGCCGGGGGGCUGCAGCAGGUGGGGCAGGAGGGUGGGGAGGGACCUCAUCAGGAAGGCAGCCAGCGACCGCUGAGGGGCGAGGGCCGCAUUCACAGCCGCCAUCGCCCCCGUGUGCACGUCGCUGUUGAGCAUUCUCGUGCACUGGGGCAGCACCAACUGGCGACGACAGCGGUGCCUAUCGCUGUCUGUGGGGAUCCGGCCGAUGUCUGCCCCACCUCGCAGCAAGCUGCGGAUGAACGCCUCGCAAAGGGGAAUCCUCCUAAUGGCUCGGUCCCUGUCUUGUGGCGGCCUGUUGGUGUCCUGCGAAACCUCAGUCACUUCAUUGAGACUGCUGGCAACCCAGACGAGCGGCGUCACGUUCGGAUUGCCCGUCGUGCCUCUGUUGAUGUCCGCUGGUGGAACAUGGCGGCACAGGUAGUCCGCCACAAAGAGAGCACUGGCAGCUGCCGCCCAGUGCAGAGGCGUCAAUGCCAAGGGGGUCAGUGCCGUCAGGUCGGCGCCGUUCUCCACCAGUAGGUCCAGAUAUGAAUCGACGAAGCGCUGCGAGAAGCGCUGCGAGAAGCGGCUCCGCUCGUCGAAAAGUGCCAAGUGGAUCAGAUUCCGGCCACCUAUGUCUCGUUCGGUUGCGAGUGUGGCGUCGCGCUGGAUGAGCCGCCGAUAGAUCGCCAGCAGCCGCCCCUCAUAGGCGGCGGGCACCUGAUGGCCCAAUCGGCCGGCGAUCGGCAGUGGCAGCCGCAUGACAAGGAGAGGGUCGUUCAGGGGACGGCCAUGACGACUGCGCACCGCUUGGCGCACCGCAGCACCGCGCGCCAGAAGGACCCCCACAGCACUGUCGUUGCCCCCACAGACUGCCAUCCUGAUGGGCCACUCGUCCCAGUGGCCCAGCGGGCGGUCCGCAUCCAAGUGGGCGCCUCCGUCGAUCAGGGCGUUGAUGAUGUCUGCCUCCAACUCGCGUGACGACCACUGAGGCAAUGCGAGUGAACCCGGGAAAACAUGGGAGUCUCGGGCAAAGAUUGUCGGCAUGGCGCCGUCACUCAGGUUGUCGAUAGCAAGAGUGAGCAGUCGAUACCGAAGCCCAGGAGAGCCGCUGCCCCGCACACGGAGCCGUGGCAGACUAUUUGGGUCAGCGCCAUCGCGUAUGAGCUGUGUGACCUGCUGCUUUCGAGUGAGGGUCCGCUGAAUGACGCCCCUGGCCAGCCAGAUGGUUGCAUUGCUGCUGCCGUCAUCCAGCAGUGUGUCGACGUCCUCGAGCCGCAGACCGCCAUCAGGCUGCUGACCUUGCCCAUCUGCCGCCAUGGGUCGACCUCACCCCAUCAUCCUGAGCUGCAUGCAUCGUCACACACACGCAGACAUGCAUCGGUUCUCCCUUCACACUCUCUCGGUCUCUGUGCAUCCAUUCGCACCUUAUUGUGUGUGUGAUGCAUCGAGUCAGUCUUCCUUGCCGUCACUACCCGCGCCGUGAUGAAGGAAGGCAAGCCCACGGGUAAGAUGUCGUGCAAAGCACACAGAACAACACACAGUGUCGCACCAAUGCCCGCAGACCCCACGGCGCAGACCUCCUGCCUUCACUCCUCGCACCUCGUUGGUCGGUGCAGAGUCUGGGCUUUGAGUCCAACGGGGACGCUGGAGAUGGUGUGAUCGACAGUAUCUUGGCAGUGCCUGGCACGUCAAGCGGACAGUUUGCUGAAAACUCGGGAGGCACCAAUCGCGCCUGUUGACCCACAGCUCGCGAACGGUGCCGCCGACAGGCCUUUCCAUCACUCAGAGCAUUCGAGCGAGCGACCGGGCGACGCACUGGCGUUUCGCUUCGUCAGAUC